Dermacentor andersoni is the source of this 14539-nucleotide messenger RNA. It is a transcript of the gene Ak3, whose product is annotated as Adenylate kinase 3. Gene Ontology annotation, molecular function: ATP binding; AMP kinase activity. The record is from RefSeq and is a predicted model, not a curated record. Gene Ontology annotation, biological process: nucleobase-containing compound metabolic process. Gene Ontology annotation, cellular component: mitochondrion. NCBI's taxonomy places the organism in Eukaryota, Metazoa, Arthropoda, Arachnida, Ixodida, Ixodidae.
AGCUGCAGAGCCGGUCGCAAGAGGCGGCUCCUUGGAGCCGUAGCGGGAAUCGUCGAGCCGGUCUAACCGCGAGAUGAAGUUGGUAGCUUUGGCGCUUUGGUGACACCACUUGUAGACUCAUAGCUGACACCAUUUUUUUUUCAGCGUGGUGUGAUCACACCAGGCGGGAGCAGUGUUUACAUAGCGCUUCAUUUAAACAGCGUCGACAAUUUUAAGUCAAGCGGUUAGACUAGCUAGUUUCGCACCAAGCUGCCCUAUGCAACGUCCCGUCUCGCAAGACGAUGCCGCCACAAUCAAAUUGUCUCUGCGCUACAGUAUAGAAAUUGGGAUUUCUGGCAGGGAGCCGGAAAAGACAGCGACGCCGAUGGCAACGAAGGUGUUCCGUGCAGUCAUCAUGGGUCCCCCGGGAUCGGGCAAAGGCACGAUAUCGGAGUGGAUCGUGCGAGAUUUUGCACUCAAGUACCUCUCUUGCGGAGAACUUAUGCGCCAGAACGUGCGGAAUAAGACACAGCUUGGUCUGGAGAUGGCGCCUCACAUGGAGAAAGGGCACCUGGUACCUGAUGAGGUGGUCACGAAGUUUAUCCUUCAUGAGAUCAACAACACCUACAAGAAUGAACAUUGGCUGCUUGAUGGUUUUCCUCGCACUGUGCCACAGGCAGAAGCACUCUACAAGGACACAGAGCUGUCUUGUGUGCUGAAUCUGGCUGUACCUGAGGAAGAAAUCACGAAACGAAUUGAGGGGCGCUGGAUCCACGCUGCCAGUGGUCGAACGUACCACACGGAGUUCAACCCUCCCAAGGUGCCCUUCAAGGAUGACGUCACUGGAGAGCCACUUGAGCAGCGUGCUGACGACAAACCUGCUACGGUGCGGGCCCGUCUGGUGGCCUAUCGAGCUCAGACUGAGCCCCUGCUAGCCUACUACGACAAGAAGGGCCUUCUGCACGAGUUCCACGGUACGAAGUCCAAGGAGAUCUGGCCACAUGUCUACAAGUACCUCAGCAGCGUUCGCAAGCCUGUCCGUGCACUGAGCUUAGACUGAAGGAGUGCGUCGCAUGCAGUCGGUAUUGGUGGUGGCAAGUCAUGUCACAUUGUUGACUGGUUGCUCCUUCAAAGAGGCCUUGGUGUCAAAACAGUGGACAGGCUUACGGCAUGCAUGCACUCCAAAAUGUCAUUCCUCAUUGAAGAAGCCUUCUCGGGCGAGCCUUAAAACGCCGUAAAUUAGCAUCUGGCUAAAGGUCAGUGAAAAUCGUGUUUUCUUCGGACUGUUAAUGCGCUCGACUAUGCUUAGGACAAGUUUUGAUAAGCGAAAUUGUUUGAGAAGCCUAAGAGUUGGACACUUCUGUUUACUUCCCAUAAAUUGAGGCACACUGUGCACACUGGCUAAGCCAGUGUGAGCAGUAUUUCAAAAGGACUUGUGCACUUCCCGUGAGCGCAAUAUUUCUUUCUCAUAAUUCUCUAGAGUCUCGAGCAUUGACACAAUGACAAUUGCUUCAACGAAGUGAACUAGAUGUUAUGCCACACAAAAGUGAGCAUUUUGGCGAAUACAGCCUCAGUAUACAGUCACCGUCUGAUUUUUCGGACUCCCUAGGGGCCGCGAAAACGUCAGAAAAAUCGGGCAGUCCGAAAAAAUGAAUCUAUACAUUUUACUACCUCCCAUGGCUCAAAUUGCCACAGGCAUGUCCGAAAUAGCUUUGAAGGCGUGUGAGUACACUUACUAGGCCUAUCGGUGCUCGUGCUGCGACAGGAGACGGCGGGUGCACGAGUGCAUAAUUAAGGAAUACAUACAGUGUUCCAUGACAAUUGCCCCCUUCCCAUUCUUAGUAUGCUUCACCGUGUAACGCCGCUGUAUUGAGGUGAAGCUGACCUUUCGGAACCCGAUUAUCAGUGCAUUUUGCUUUUGGAGGUUCGAAGCCAUUGGCGAAGAUUACAAAGGCGGAGUCUGCGUCAUUGCUGACACACCGCUGAAUUCUUUCAAUGACAAGCACAGCACUGAACAGCAAGAAACUUGGUAGCGAACGUCGAAGCAGGUAGUCCUAGCGUUGCCACCACCACGGUGAUCUGCACGCGAGAGUGUAGGUUCGCAGAAGUGACGUAAUAAAAAUGGCGGCGGAGGUGGUUUCGAUUAAUGCCGUUUCGGACCUGCGGUCAUGGCAACAAGUUCGGAAAGUCAGAUGGCUAGAGGUCUUUGUGUCCGAAAUUUCAGACAUUCUUAUACAUUGACUCAGUGAGGUAUGUGGUGGUGGUGGUGCGAAGACGUCCGAAUUAUUGGGCAUGUCUGAAAAAUCUGGCUUCCUCAAAAUCGGUCGUUGACUCUGGUUUUGUUUUAAGCUGAACAUCUCGUAUCAUGAUGAUAUACGAAAAGAACAUUUUAUUAAAGGAAGGCUGCUAUAACUGUGAAAUGUGGCAGUGGACAGUGAAGUCCAUCUUGGAUUCAUACCACUAUUAAUAUGGUUGCUCUUCUCGGGUGAACAUUCUUGAUCAUAUCACUUGCCCACUUAAUUUUUUACACAUUUCUGGUCUUCCAUAGUUUGCAAGUUCAGUGUUUUAGUGAUCUUAUGUUUAAAAGCCCCUCAAUUAUUAUCUUUUCUUUUUUCAUGACUGAUUCUUGUGGCGUAAGCUAUAGUCUCAAGUUCCUGAUGUUUUUUAUUAUCUUCACUGAUGCUUCUGAACUGACAUUUGGUAGAGCUGUUGGUAUGUCGUAAUUGUUGCUGCUUUAAGUGAAAUACAUACUACAAAGCUUUCCUGUUCGCUUUUCAUUUACAUCUGUUUGCGUGUGUGUGUGUUUCCAUAGCAGUUCCUUUGUGACCUUGGCAUGUUCUGGGCUUCGAAGUGUAGUUAAAGUUGCUCAAAAAAGAAGUUGCCCAGAAAAGAAGAUUAAUGAAUGGUUAUACAGUGAAUCGACACUGUGCUCCUUAACAAUCAUGGCUAAGAUGUGUUCAUGCUUAUUACUUUUUUUCACAUUUGCAUUUCAUUUCAUAGUAGUAUAGUGCUAGAACAUUGGGGUCUGCAUUUGGCGUCUGGAUUGUGGAGCAAUGUUUCUGCAAAAGAUUUAUAAAUGCUUUCAGGGUACUUGUUCCAACAGUUUCGAGCUCAGAUUGAGGUAGCUCGAAUUUAAAUAUAAUGAUUGGUUGUAAGCCAUUAAACUUGAGUCAGUGUUGUAAUUAGGGCUUGCUAGUGGUAGUGUGUCAGUAGCAGAAAAAUAAAGUGCUUAAUGUUGCCCUGUUUUUAACCCCUUAACUGACGUGACAAGAAACUGCACAUAUAUACAAGUGUGCAAAAACUGCAGAAAUUUCACAAUGAGUUAACUUGCUAUCGGCAUCAGAGGAUACUAGUUGUGAUGACACGAAACCUCGUCACCGGCAGUUGAGGGGUGCCCCUCAGUGAUAAAUUUUGAAAAACAUUUGUAAAAGUGCGUAACUUUUUUUUGCCCCAUCUGCAUAUUUUGCAGAAACUUUUUCUAAAAAAUAUGAUACCAGUAAUGCCUAUUGCAUUUUUACUGGUCUUGUUAGAAAAACACACACACACACAAAAAUAGAAAAAGUAAUCAGUCAUCAGCAGUAAGGCGUUCAAGGUUUCUUUGUCCACAUUUCAGGUUUUAUUGAUUGGUUUUAGAGAUGCAAAUCUCAGUUACUUUCUCAUCAUGCUGUCACUUUUCUGUCACUAAAAAGGAUUGAAAUCACAAAUCUAUUGCAAGUUCAGAACUCUGUAUUGCAUAUUUAUCCUUAAGCCUUCAGCAAGUUGCAUGUGUUAAUCACUGCCUCUUCCUUUUCAAACUGUUCACUUCCAAGUGUGUGCAAUGCAUGUAAUUUUCAUUGCUGUUGUCGUAACUACAGAAUGCUUGAUGUGGAUAGGGAACUUGCAUGCUAAAUGUGUUUAUGUGCUUUAUACAGUGUAAUCUUAUGCGUCCUGUUGUGUUUGACAGCGUAUCUUUAGUCAUUUUCAAGUGGCAUACUUACUGUAGGUACACAAUGAGUACAGUGAAAGAGUACAGAAUACAACUGAAAUGAGCAGAGAGACAAUGUAAAAAAAAGCUUUUUUCCACUUGUAGGGGCAGAGGAGUGAUUCAACGCCUUCGAAUGUCAGGCACAGAGUAGUUUUUAUCAGUGUUUUAUAAGCUGUUUGACAGCAUUGUACACCAUCUGGAGCUAUGUCCAGGGGUGUGUGCUUCCACUGUGCUGUUACAUAGUUUCAUACUAGUUAAGACCACAGAGUUUACACUGCAGUUUUUAUAUGCAACGUUAUAAUGAGAAUUUCAUAAUUUGUGUAGUUUAGGGGUUCACUUUACAGUUUAGGGAUCUGUAUGUGAUAGUGUUAGGAGCUUGUGGAAUUUAGGCACAUGCUGUCGUAAGCUGUGGAGUUCAGGCUUUAUGUAAUAUUGUAUGAAUACAUCUGUAUCGUUAGCUUGUUUCAGUAAUGUGACUGUAAGUUGCAUGGGUAAAAAAAAAUUUAUUGAAACUUUGUUAGUUAAGCUGAGCACAUUGUAGUGAGGUGUUGACUGUGUGGAAUUUAUUUUUGAUGCAUUUCCAUACAUCUGUUCCACACUGCAGAUUGCCCAUAUCGCCAGCGUGGUUGAAUCAUGUUAUGUGAACGCGCAGUAGCAGACGAAGUAAAACUUGCAUCUAUAUUGCUCAUAGCUGAACCUUGAAACAGCAAAACUAAAAAUAAUAGAGUAAGAGUUAUGUACUAUAUUAGAGCACUUUCUUGUCUACUUGUAACAUUUAAUGACUAUCAUAAAUUUUUGCAUUUGUACUCUUGUUUUAAUACAUGGAUAGAGCCUUUCUUUUUUGAUUAGAAUUGAAAACUUGGAAGUAAGCAAUUUAUGUGAAUCUAACAUCAGCUGUAGGGUGGAAUGCAGUCAAGUUAUUGUUAUCAUAUUUGCAGGAAUAAAAUGUUAAAGGAGAGGAGAUUCCCUGCUCUGAGAAAGUGGAGGGAAACAAUUUUUUUUGUGUGAUUAUAAUAUGAAUCACCAAUUUUUAAUGAAACUCUAGCCUUAGAUACCAAAUUUAACAUUUUAUUAUGGCAGUGGGAUGCAUGACCUGCCACUGAACAAUCAGCUCAAUCCACCUCAAUUUUCUUGCAAUUCUUUGAAGGUUGCUGCUUCUGCUGGGCCAGUGAGGUUAGAGAACUGGUUUGUGCACUGUAUCAUGAAGCUGCCUCACAUAGUUCUACUUCAGUUUGUUUGCACAUAGGAUCUUGCAUUUUUACGGAAGUUUGUGGUAGCACACUUAUACUCUGUUGUUUUAACUCUACAUGAAAGCAAAAGGCUGCCUUUUUUCCUCUGAGUUGUGUCAGAAUAAUGAGUGAAUGUGAAAUUAGUACAGAAAGGAUGUAAAGGAAAGCUUUUCUCCCAUUGUUGGGGCACUCGUCCAACACCUUUUUACUGGAUACACCCUGUGUUGCUAACUGUAUACUUUGCAGCCGUUCAUCAGGCUGUAUAAAGUUGCAGGCACCUAGCUAGCGGAAUGUCAAGCUAGCAGGAAAUGUGUUUAUGUCGAAAAUUUGCCCAGGAGCUUCCCAGAAACUGUUAUAAAGAAGUUGUUGUCCUUAUGAAUACAAGUCGGCUUGUGAAAACGUUGACUGCAGGUUAAGGCUUCCCUUGUUAUGGCCAUAGUUGAUCACUUCAGGUGAAAGCUCUGUGUUGUUUGAUUUCAUAUGCUAAAAAAAAAUAUAGUGAUUAUCAAGAAGAUCUUCACUGAGGUGACAAAUUUCAUGAACCACACUGUACUAUGAUGUGCAGGACAACCAGCAAAAGGGCCUAGAGUGCAGCUGGUGUGAGAUAGGUGUUGCACCAGCCACCAAUGCACAAGUCACUUUGUGUUGUGCAUGCAACUCAUGUGUUUAUUAUUUGUUCAGCAAAGUCAGCAAAUGGAUGUUACUGCUAGAAGGAACUUGCGGUGGAUUUCAUUGGUUGUUUUAGCACAGGUUUACUGCAGGUAUUAUACUUGUCAUUUAAAAUCAUAUCACUGUGGCAGAUUCUCUCAGACUCUGACUGACCCUUACAGUCACUGAUCCUCAGUUUUGGUUGAAAAUUUAAGUAAGCAUUGCGCAAGCUCCAUGCCUUGGAUGGAUGAGCUUGUGUAGCUGAGGGUUGAUGUAACUUAGCAAUGUCAUACAACUUCCUGGAAAACCAUGAUGUCUGCUUCUCUUGAUGCCAAGGACCUUAUUUUGGUGGUGGGAGUCAUUAAAAUGGUGGAUGAAUCAACCAAGUUGUAGCAUUGGUAAUAAUGUAAUGACAGUGAUGACGUGGUAGCCAUAUGAAACACUAUGGCAUAUGGCAAGCCUUUAUUAAAAAAAAGAAAGACUAUAACAAAUAAAAUGAGUGGAAAUUAGAGGUUGUUUCAGCAACUGGCUGCAUAUGGCAACAUCUGCAGUUGCCAUGGGUUUUUUUAAUGGCGGGCACAAAUUUGUAAAAUUCAAGCAUUUCACGUACACAAUUAAACUGCUGUAAAGAUAAAAUUAAAUCAUGUUUCUUGCAUUCAUUCAUCUAAGACAGAAAAUUUUGGCAGAGCGCAUCUCACGACGAAUGUCGACGUCAGUGCGAUUAUCACUGAAGGUAUGUAGCGACAGACCGCAUUGCCACCUCCGAAGUGUGUCGUGUACAGCCCCUUACAGGUAUUGCCAACUACUUGGUUCGAUUUGUCUUGCACAUAGCUAAACUCCUGCACCCUCUAACGAGUAUUUUGUCGAUGAAGCAAGGUUUUUCACUGCAAGGAGAAGCCUUUGCCAACUGGAAAAGGAUCCUCCUAUCAAGUCCUGUCUUAGCACUGUACUUGCCAAACAAGGAGACACGUAUUACAGCAGACACCUCCUCCUAUGGAUUGGGUGCUGUGCUACAGCAGAAACAGCAUAAUGGCAACUUGUCAGUGGUCAACUGUGCUUCCACGUUGCUCACCGUGACAGUGUAGCACUACAGCCAGAUAGAAAAAGGAGGCCUCGCUCUCAUCUGGGCUUGCAAAAGUUUUCGUGACUACCUGCUCCGCAGAUCUUUUUGACUAGAAAUGGACCACAAACCUCUCACCUCUCUCUUUGAAUCCAAGUCACUUGAAGAGUCGACUCCAUUGACUCAAGUGAAUGCGCAUGUGACUGGUGCGCUACAGCUACAACAUCGUCUACGUGCCGGGCAAAUACCGCAUUGUAGCCGAUGCUCUUCAAAAGUCACCUUUGAAAGACGCGACAUCAUCCGACUUGGCCGGAGAGAUCGAAGGCUACAUUAUGUGCGUGGUCUCAGCAAUUCCUGUCUCAAGUUUUUACUCAAGCAGCUGAAACAAGAACAAGAGUCUGACACCAUUUGUUCUCAACUACGCAGACUCGCUACCUCUGGUUGGCUAUCACGUUGAGACCUCAAUCCGAUGCUCAAAGAGUACUAGAAUCACAAAGACAGCAUUGCAGAUGCUAAUGGCGUCUUGAUGUUUAGUUCGCGUACCAUAUCACUGAUCAAAUUGCAAAGCCUAAUCCUUCAUCUGCUGCAUGAAGGACACUUUUGUCGACAAGUGCAGAGAAAGAGCAAAUGACUCAGUCUGGUGGCGAACGAUUGACGCCGACCUAGACAUGCACAUCAGAGCUUGCCGUAUGAUCUUACAAAGUAGAACGAACAGGAAAAUUCCUCUGCUUUCCACAGAGUUUGUGCAGUUUCGUGCAUGGCCCCAGCAGAGAGUUGCAAUGGACCUGUUCUGCCUUAAUGUAUACUGGUGGCUCAUCAUCAUAGACUAUCAUUCGAGAUUUGUCGAGAUGGCUCAGCUUGGUACUCUCAUAGCAGCAGUGGUGGUUGCCCACUGCACAUCUGUCUUCUUGAGGCAUGAGAUACCAGAAGUUGUAGUCACCGAUAAUGGACCACAAUUCUUGAAUGCUCCGAGGUCCGUUUAUUAAAUCUUUUCCUGCAACUACAACUUUGAGCAUGUGACAUAGAGCCCCAAGUACUCACAAAGCAAUGGUUUGGCGGAAGCUGCUGUAAAGAUACUUGACCAGUCUUUGAAGAAAACAGGAGACCCCUACCUCAUUUUGCUUGCCUACCAUUCAAGUCUGCUCAAGCAUGGUUACUGUCCAGCAGUGUUUCUGGUGAGCAGAAAAUUGUGCACAUCACAUCCGGCAGUCACUGAGACACUUCUUCCCCGGCUCCCUAAUUACAACAAGUUGCAGACGUUUGAAGAACAGUACUAUCGAAAGCAAAAGGUGCACUCUGGGGGUCGCCACGAGGCGUGCACCAUACCAGACUUACAGGACCAUGUGGAAGUCUGGAUCAUCGACUUAGGGGAGCCAGCCACCGUUUAGCAGUUGGCAACAGAACCUAGGUGUAUUAGGCUGUAGCAGAUGGCACAACUGUAAGACGCAAGAGGAAUUAUCUUGUCCCAUUGCCCUGAAGACCUUGGAGGAGAGGGAAAGAGGAAACUCCUGUGUCCCAAAUUGAUUCGUCGCAAGCUGCAUGUACCGAUCUGAUGUGCUACCACACAAAAGGCAGCAGAGGUGUCGUACUGCCGAAAAGACAGUAGUAUGACUGUCGACUCUUUCCGGAAAAAAAAAAAAGAUAUGCGACGUAGGUCGCCUUCUUCGAUGGCAGAGUCACCAACUCUCAGAAGUUGAAGUGAAUGAAGCUGAUAUGCCAUGGGCCUUGCGCCCAUGAUGCAUUCUGUCCAAUAGCACAUACUCAGUGGUCCAAGUUGAGUUAAAGAGAUCCAUUGAAAAGCAUUACGUACCCAAUGUCAUGUACAGAGUGACCCAGGUUGGUCCGGUGGCUGGUUUCAAACCGAGUUCCUCUGCACAACAGCCAGAUAAUUUACCCAUUAGACCAUGGGCUAUCCAGCGACCCAAGUUGGCAAGAAAACGGUUAGAGACCCAACCUGACAGAUAGAUAGGCAGACAGUCCCCUAAAAGUGCAUGAAGUUCCUAAAGAAUUAUAAUUGGAUUAAAAUGAAUUCUGUGACAAAAACUACAAGGUGAUAUGUAAUAAACGAGAAGAGAUGGGGUUAACCGAGGGUCCCGAUUUUUAUUAGUGAUAUCAUGAGAAGCCAACAAACACUGACACCAAGGACAACAUAGGGGAAAUUACUUGUGUUUAAUAAAUGAAAUAAAGAAACCAUAAAUUAAUGGAAAUUAAAGUGGAUGAAAAAACAACUUGCCGCAGGUGGGAACCGAACCCACAACCUUCGCAUUUCGCGUGCGAUGCUCUACCAAUUGAGCUACCGCGGCACUGUUUCCCCAUCCACUUUCUUGGGUAUUUAUGUGUCCUAGUAGAACCCUGGGAGUGUUAGCCAGCGCCAUCACUCACAUACCUUGGCGGCUGACGUGGAACGUCUUUCUUGCCGCAGGCGUCACGAGAACGUGAUCUUUUUAGGUGAAGGCAACUGGUCAAUAAACCCACACAUGCUACCUGAAGUCAUCAAUGUUGCCGGAUUCCCAUCAAGCAGCUUAAGAUCUGCUUGAUGGUCCUGUUUAGAAAAAUUGCGGAGUGAGAUUUCUGGGAUGAAGAAAAUAAGGUCAUGGUUAAUGAAUCUUAGCUGUAAUUAAGGAACAGUUUCACUUAGGCUGCUGUUCAGCAUAUGUUUCUCUUCUUGUUUUUUUAUGAAUAUGUAUUUUCUGUAAUAGGACUCACCUUUAACACCUGCAUUGUGAUUUGUCAGAAAUUAGGAGCCCUUACAGUAUUGUUCACAGGUUCAUGUCACUGCCUACAUUAUGGGUAGUUUGUGCAUGUUUUUGGCAUCUUGUGCUUGUCUGUCCCAUGUUGGCAUAUUAUUGUAUUUUUUACCUGACAUCGAAAUAUAAUGGUGCUGAUCAGUAGCACAGUUGUCACUACAUUGCUGAAAGCCAUGCCUCUGCCAUAUUUUACACCGAAAGUAAUAGAUAUCACCACAGUCUCCCUCCCAUUUAGAACUGCAUUUAAGCACUUAGCCUCUAACAUUGGUGUUAAUUGUCUGUGGUUGUCUAUAAGGCUGUGGAACAAAUUUCAUCCUAAACAGGAAACAACAUUGAGCCCUGCAGUUGCAUAGUGUUUUGUGUGAGAAGCAGUCUUUUACUUUUGACUGACUUUUCUGUCAGCCAAGAAUUGCAUGCAGCUAAACUACACAAGGCCAUUGGUGGGUUCUAAAUGAUGUGAGAACAUUUGUAAUCAGCACGGUUCUGGGAUACGAUACAGUAAUAACUACUUAUGACCACAGGAUGUAACCCAGCUGCUACCACAUUCACUUCACUGUUCUUUUUUGGCUAUCUGUUCUUUCAAAGUGUAUGAAUAGAUGAGCAAUUCUCUGUAAUGUUUUAAUUUACUAAUUAAAUUGCUGAGACCUGUUCUUUCCUGUCACCAAUUCUGCACGUGAAGUCUCCUUAACCUGCUAUGCUCCUAAAAAAGUUUUUAUUAAUUAAUAACAACAUAUGAUGUCCACCUGAGUAAAUCUGUGUUUGGCAGAGGAGAGGCCCAGAGUUCAUAUAUAAUAGUAUAAUAAAGUAGCAGUAAUGGGUGGUGUACGCUUAUCACACUUAAUGCCCUAUUAAAGAAAGUUAUUCCUUGUAUGCCAGUCAUUACAAACCUGCUUUUGUGUAUCAUAUCUUUUGAACUUGGAGCUUCACAGCUUGUCUGAUGGAAUGUUCUGAGCGGAUUUCCCAAUUUCAUCGCCCGGAAAACAUCUCUAUGAGGUUUGAACCCGUCCUCCAUGAAACUCAUUGAAAGCCUGGUGCUGCCUCCCAUGUCAAUGUACUGAAUGCCUGAUACCAAAGUGUUUGUUCAGCACAAGUAAACUGUGACCAAGUUCUUUCAUGCAGAAUUGCCUGUUCAGUUUACUUGAGACAGUGUCCUCGAAAUGUGUGCAUAGGCAACUGCUUUGUGCUGUCACACUUUCCAUGGAAAUUAAUGAUGGUGUACUAGCUCCAUGACUAUGCCCAAAAGAAUUAUGACAACCCAAAUGCACUGAAAAUUUUACAUACCUACCAACUUUUACCAUUUUUAUUGUAAAAUGCCCGAUGUUUUAGAUCUUGUUUGAAUUAUUGUAUUGACACUAAUAAUGCAGCCAUUUUUUAUUUGCAGCUAGUAGUCUAUGGCAAAACUUAAUUCUGAAAGGAUACAAAUACAGGCACUCACUGAUUUUUGAUAGCCAGAUUUUUCGAAUCCCUCGAUUAUAUCCCCUCGAUCCCUCUACAUAAAGCUACAGAAACAAUGCGUAGCAGCAACCAAGAUUUCUGACACUGUUAUGUGAAUAUUUAAUGAAUACAUUUCAUAAAUAUGUGUGGUGCAGACCAUUUUUGCUGAGACUGUAAAGCAGAGUGCAUGUUCACAGCAUCCCUGCAAAACAAUGCUUUCGAAUCUUUAAAUGGGCCCUGAAACACUUCUCUAACAAAUUAUAGAAUGGCCUCACUAUUGAAGGGCGUCUCACAAAUCUCACACCAGACAUUAUAUUUUCGUGUCCUCCAACUAUAAGUGGAGUAACCACAUCAAUACCUGGCGUCCCCUCUCUUUACGUCUUCACUAGCGAGCCGGAAACUAUACUGUGAGGGCAAAGCCAGGGGCUUUGCCCUCCUGAAAGGGCUUAUCACCAGAAAGGCGAAAGGCUCAUCACCAGAAAGGCAAAAGGGCUCAUCACCAAAAAGGCGAAACGGCUCGUCAUCGCACCCCGUGGCGGCCACAGUAGCCUAUGCUACGCAGCAUGGUGCUUCCAUCUUGGAGGCCACGCACAGCAGCUGCCACUACACACAGUGCAAAGAUGAAAUUAUUUUUCUGUCAUUUCGAGAUUGUAGACAUUAUAUUUUUCAUUAACUUAAAAUUAGCAAUUAUAUACUACUAAAAAUGUUCUCGCGAUCACGAAAACGAGGGAACAGCAUUGGCGGGCCAACUGCUUUCAAUGACGACAUUGUGAAUGCAAGAGAAAGCAACUCUUCGCCACUUUUGACAUGAGAUUGUAAAUUCCCUGCUGCAUGCAGUGCAGUAUUAUUUGGGUCACAUGUUCACAGGAGCCUCGUUAACAAAUUGGUAACAAUUUUUUAUGCUCGAAAAGUGUUUCAGGGCCCCUCAACAUAUUGAGUAAUCAAAUAAUUUUAUUAUUCUGCACCAAAUUUUAGUAAUAUUUAGGUGUGGCUCCAUAGUACUGUCAAAUUCUAAGAGUGGCAGGGCUGUUUUUGGUGUGUUUUCACGAUAGUGUGACUCGUGCAGGCAGUGUAGGGCCUUUUGUUCAACCUGGCUAAAGCCCUGUCAAAGUUUUUCUUGAUUUACUUGUUUUUGGGCAUUGAUACAACUGAGUCUUGCGUAAGAUGAACUAUGCUUAGCUGCUUCAGCUGCUUUUACUUCACGUGCUAAAUAGUUAGCUGCCGGUUGUAAGUUUCAUUUCUUAGUGGAAUUUAACAUAAAUUUAUGUCAUAACAUCCAUCGCACAGUUGCAUAGCACAUUAGUGCCUGUCUUAUUGCAAUUCUUGCCCGUUACCAGCUCACUUAUUAGCCUCCUCUUAUGAGGCUGUUAUUGACCCUCUUCAUUAUGUCAAUGGUGUUGACUUGUGAAGGUUUAUGUAUCACCUGAAUUGGGCUUGGCGACAAUUUUGUUCUCCCAUUUCAGCAUCUCAGUCUUUUAUGGUGUUUGCUGAUUAUCUUGAUGUUCCUUGUAUUGCAUACUGGAUGAUGAAAGUCCCCCGCAUUGGCUUGUGUGUACUGGAGAAUAAGAUGCACUCACAAAUACAUUGGUAUGUGUAGUCAUAACCAACUGAGUUUUGAAGGCCUUGCACUUGCCACAUAGAGUAUUCCCCCCAUUGAGACUAAUAUUCUUUGUAGUAAUCCAGGAAUAUUGUUUUGCAUACGGUGCUCUCACAGUGAUAAGAAUAAGAAAGCAACCAUUAUUUAUGCAGAAGCUGCACAGAUAAACGAGUAGGUGGCAUGGAAGAUGCGAAUGCAAAGAUGAUGGGACAGUGCAUUUUUGUGUCUUCUUUUUCACCAUGUGUCUCCCAUUGGUUUAUAUUUGUGUGAUUGCCUGUGAAUUCUCAACUCUACUAAACACUAUCAUGACAAAUUGCAGCUCAGACAAAAAAAAUGUUUAAAGACUCUUCUGGUGUCUCAGAUUACCUACGUCAUUCUGAAAUAUAUGCUAGGUUAUUUUUGUUUCUCAUAAAUUGCAUAAUGUUCACUUUAAAUAAGACACCUCCACCAAUUUUAUGGGUGCUUUAUUGCGAUGGAGAGUGCAGCACUUACAAAAGAAGUGUACAUAAAAAACAUAUUGAGUGCAUGUUUGUUAUUACAGGCUGUCUAAGUAUCCUUGAAUUCAAAAUUAUGAGUACUAAGUGGCACAACGGUUGUCACUUGUCACUAUGUCCACUAUAUAUCUUUGCUUAAACUGUACACUCCUUUCGAUGGCAGCAUACUUGAAAAGUAUGACCAAUUUAGAUUGCAGAUUUGCGUAAUACUGUUUUUGAUGUUGUGAGCUAAGUCUCAAUGCUUCAUCUGAUGUGAAUGCAUAUUUUAAUACAUCUGAGCUAUCAGAACUGAACUACAGCAUCCCAUGUAAGCACUGAGGCCAUACAAUAUUUUUAUACCGAGAUGCUGCAUUCUGGGAAAGAAUCUUUUGCUGAAGUAUUAUAUUAUUUUACUUCAUUAUAUUUUUACACUGACCUGCUACUGUAUUUUAGUGUAGUCAUUACAUUUUGUUAACUGUUUCAGUUUGAAUCAAAAGGUGAAGACCUUGUCGCUGGGCCUGCUGUUGUAGUGGUGUAUUUUGCAGCCGAUUGAAUGUUUUUUUAGAAGUUGUUGCUAUUAUACUACUUGUUAUCUUUUUUCACAAUGUGUGUAGGCAUGUAUUUCAAUACGGUGGUCAUGUUGUGGCCAUUCUUAAAGGGACACUAAAGAGAAACACUAAAUAUGAUUAAUAAAGCAAUGAAGGGGGCUAGUUGGUGGAUGUUCAUGAUUACACUGCACUUAGUGUUACACUUGACAAUUUAAGUAUAGGACAGGACGCGGACGUACAUCCGCGUCCUGUCCUUCGCUUAAAUUGUCAGUGUAACACUGAGCACAGUAUAAUCAUGAACUAAAUAUGAUUACACUGAUAAAGGCAUUCUUUCAAAACUUUAUAUCGUUAAUUUCACACUAAUAUAUAGUUUAUUAAAAGAUAAAAUGAAGGUCAAAGUUCUAUUUCUGUAAUUUCACGCCGAAACUCCAGCACCAGUGUAUGUCAGUGUUACAUCAUGGAUUUCAGAGCAUUGUUUUUUAUACUAGAGCCGCCAUGGCUUAAUUAAAGUUCUUGAGUAUUGUUAGGUUCCCUCUUUCACUCUUUUAGAGUACAAUGGAGUCCAUCACUACCGAUAAAGAAAAACGAACUUGGCCCAAGUAGAUGACAUUGAAAUCUAUGAAAUCAUGGCAAGCCAGCGCGGAAACUUCAAGAUGGUGUUGCCAGCUUUAUCUCUACCUUUUUGUUACUGUUAGAACCGGAGUAACAGUGGUUAUAUCUUAUAUUUGUACUGUAAAAGGGUAAUUCACUAAUACAGCUCAAAUAAUUCUUUUUUUUUUUAGUGUCCCUUUAAUAUAUAUUCACUGGUUUGGGUUUUCAGAAAUAUUUUUUAUUUUGCUGAAUAAAUGGUUAACACUGUA